This is a messenger RNA of Triplophysa rosa, 2649 nucleotides long. Its product is annotated as serine/threonine-protein kinase PAK 4. Gene Ontology annotation, cellular component: cytoplasm. Gene Ontology annotation, biological process: protein phosphorylation; intracellular signal transduction; regulation of MAPK cascade. Gene Ontology annotation, molecular function: protein serine/threonine kinase activity; ATP binding. The coding region runs from base 369 to 2432 and encodes 687 amino acids. The transcript has 9 exons. The record is from RefSeq and is a predicted model, not a curated record. Lineage: Eukaryota; Metazoa; Chordata; Actinopteri; Cypriniformes; Nemacheilidae.
ACAACCCACAAGAGAGCGAGAGAGAGAGAGAGAGAGAGGAGGGCAUCAGUCUGUUCUCAUCUCCUGUAGAUGUGGAGUGUAGCGUGUUUUCACCAUGGCUUCACAGCACUACAGCUGUCGAGCACCGCCGGGAGAUCAGAUGGCCUUUGAGCAGAACGUCUCAUCUCCAGCACAACAGCUCUGAGAUGGCCGUGCAUGCGUGCAGCUGCGGGCAGAAAUGCAUUGGGCUCUCUCAGGCGAACGGCAGCCUGCAGUGGGAGGUUGACUGAGCGUGUGUGUGUGUGUGUGUGUGUGUUUAUUCAUUCAAUCCCACAAAGCCUCUUCCUGGCAGGAACGCAACGGCAAGCUCUCAGCUGUAGGAUCUGACCAUGUUUCGCAAGAAGAAGAAGAAGAGGCCGGAGAUUUCUGCACCGAAGAACUUUGAGCAUCGCGUUCAUACCUCUUUCGAUGUCAAGCGAGGGGUCUUCGUCGGCCUUCCAACACAAUGGCAGAGUUUAAUAGAGAACCUCCGCAGACCCAAACCCAUGGUGGACCCGUCCCGAAUAACACCAGUGGAGCUCAAACCAAAGAAGACCAUCGUGCGAGGUAGUAUGAUCGGCCACGGGGACUACAUCUCAGCCAUGCUGUCGGACAUGAGCCGCCUGUCCGUCACCAGCUCCAAUUCCCUGCGCAAGAGCAGCCCGUCGGCACGCAAGAGAGCGCAGUCGCUCGGUCGCUUGGGGGAGGUCAACGAGGGCGAGGCGUAUCAGUACGAGGGUCUGGAGCCCUCUCACGAUGAGCCCGAGUCCCGCUGGCCCGACAGGUCACGAAACAUCCACAGCGAGAGCGGUACGCCGUACAUGGGUCUGAAGAAAAGCAUCACGCUGCAGCCCAACGGCGUCCUGCCCCGGGCAAAGUCCACUUAUGAGGUCAGCACCAGGUCUUUGGAGGGACCCCCGCCUUCUCCUCCGGCUCUUCCGGCCCCUCCGCCGCCCCCCAUACACUUCCCGGAGCCUCCCCGGUCCACGUAUCUGGGAGGAGAUGUGGGAAGUCCGACGGAGAGACUCAUGAUGAGGAGAGAGUUCCCCAUCGUGUUCUCACACAACCACAGACCCAUUUCAUUUUUCUAUAGCCCUACGAUGCCUAUACGUCAGCCGCACGGAGACCCUGAUGUGAGGACUUCAAACCGACUACUUGUGCAUCCUCAAAACAGCCCUGGAAGACCGUUCUCCUCAUACGACCUGAAGGCAGAGGCAGCCAUGAGACAUAUGCACAGCGGCACCAACAGUCCUCUUGUGAGACCCCACCAAACCGUCCGCUCCUCCUCAAGCUACACCAUCAGCCUCUCACCCAACAUCAGUUAUCGGCCCGCCGGUCCGGACCCCUUCAUGAGACACUCCGGCUGUCCGAACCCAGGACUUUACCCCAGACAGGACAGCCCAUCCCAACCCCGCCCCUCACCCACCGGCUCCCUGGCCAACAGCCCCCCGGGAACCUGUUCGCCCGCGUUCAGACCCCCUUUGCACCCGUCGCCGCGCCCCCCGCCCGACCCCCCUAAAGUCACCCACCAGCAGUUCAAAGCAGCGCUGCAGAUGGUGGUGGAUAAAGGAGACCCUCGCUCAUACCUGGAGAACUUUGUGAAGAUCGGAGAGGGGUCGACGGGUGUGGUGUGCAUCGCCCGCGAGAAACACAGCGGACGAGUGGUGGCCGUCAAAAUGAUGGACCUCAGGAGACAACAGCGACGAGAACUUCUCUUCAAUGAGGUUGUGAUCAUGAGGGAUUAUCAGCACAGGAAUGUGGUGGAGAUGUUUAAGAGCGCUCUUGUGGAGGAGGAACUCUGGGUCAUCAUGGAAUAUCUACAGGGAGGAGCUUUAACAAACAUCGUCUCUGAAACCAGACUGAGUGAAGAACAGAUCGCUACGGUGUGUGAGGCCGUCCUGCAGGCGCUGGCGUAUCUCCACUCACAGGGCGUCAUUCACAGAGACAUCAAGAGUGAUUCAAUACUGCUCUCACUCGACGGCAGGAUCAAGCUGUCAGACUUUGGGUUUUGUGCCCAGAUCAGUAAAGAUAUUCCUAAGAGGAAGUCAUUGGUGGGAACGCCGUACUGGAUGGCACCUGAGGUCAUCUCAAAAUCACCGUAUGGCACUGAGGUGGAUGUUUGGUCUCUGGGCAUUAUGGUGGUGGAGAUGGUUGAUGGAGAACCGCCGUAUUUCAGUGAAACACCCGUGGCUGCCAUGAAGAGUCUGCGAGACGAGCCGGCCCCCACCGUACGCAACGUUCAUCAGGUGUCCCCCGUGCUGAAGGAUUUCCUGGACCGGAUGUUGACCCGAGAUCCGCUGGAACGAGCGAGUGCCACAGAUCUUCUGGAGCAUCCUUUCCUCCUGCAGGCCAGCUCUCCUCAGUGUCUGGUGCCUCUAGUGGAGCAGUACCGCAAGCGCAUGUCUCACUGCUGAAGCUUCUCCCUCCCUUCCUCCCGCCGGCGCUGAGCGGUUCACACAGAGACCCCGGGGGGCUCCUCACCGUGUUAGAUGCUCUGAAGACCAGUGAAGGGGUCAGAAUAUCGAUGGUUGAGACGUGAACUCCACACAGAGUUGUUUUAUUGGUGCUUAAACGGCAGUGCUUUUUAAGAGUAAAUGUACACACAUUCUCUGCCCCUAAAUGAGCACUCUA